Messenger RNA from Sphaerodactylus townsendi, 1944 nucleotides. RefSeq names its product WD repeat domain 5 (gene WDR5). Bases 270 to 1016 code for a protein of 248 amino acids. Lineage: Eukaryota; Metazoa; Chordata; Lepidosauria; Squamata; Sphaerodactylidae. Gene Ontology annotation, molecular function: histone binding. Gene Ontology annotation, cellular component: Set1C/COMPASS complex. The record is from RefSeq and is a predicted model, not a curated record. The transcript is spliced from 9 exons.
AAGAGCGCGCGGGCGCGGCAUUGUGCGUCGCCUUUUCCUGACCGGGCUCUGCAGCGCGCCUGCGCCAGGCUCAGCGGCCCUCCCCUCCUCCUCACGCCCGGCGGUCCUCAGCCGAGAGACGCCGCCGCCGCCCGCAGAAGGAGGAGGCGCCGCCGCCGCCGCCGCCGCCGCCGCCGCGCGGGGCUCCCUGGAGUGGGCGAUAUCCUUUGAAAUAGCGGGCUCAUUCAUCCCCUGAAGCCCCGGAAUCUGGCUUUUUGGUUUCCAGAGCCAUGGCAACGGAGGAGAAAAAACCUGAUGCAGAAUCCACCAAAACACAGUCUACUCCUUCUUCCUCAACCAAUCAAAGCAAGCCUGCCCCUGUAAAACCAAACUAUGCCUUGAAGUUCACGUUGGCAGGACAUACGAAAGCUGUCUCGUCGGUUAAAUUCAGCCCCAAUGGGGAGUGGCUGGCCAGCUCUUCGGCUGAUAAGCUUAUUAAAAUUUGGGGUGCUUACGACGGCAAAUUUGAGAAAACAAUAUCCGGCCACAAGCUGGUAAGUACUGAUCUGCAGACUUCAGGAAUUGCCGUGGGGAGGGAGUGUGCCAGUUUCCACUGGUCUCCCAAGCCGUUCAAUGUUGCCACCUCCCACUGUAGCAAACUUCAUGAGUUAGCCAAGCCCCGCAGUGAGAACAGCUUCCCCCUCCCCCUUGCCUUUGCUGUUUGCCCCUUUGACAACAGCACUCUCAAGCUUUGGGACUACAGCAAAGGAAAGUGCCUAAAGACGUACACCGGCCACAAGAAUGAGAAAUAUUGCAUAUUUGCCAACUUCUCCGUCACUGGUGGAAAGUGGAUCGUGUCAGGGUCAGAAGACAACCUGGUUUACAUCUGGAACCUCCAAACAAAAGAGAUUGUACAGAAGCUGCAAGGACACACAGACGUCGUGAUCUCGACAGCGUGCCACCCGACAGAAAACAUCAUCGCGUCUGCGGCCCUAGAAAACGACAAAACAAUUAAACUUUGGAAGAGUGACUGUUAAGUGCUUUUGACGUCGCUUGAGAGACUGUGGGGGGAGGGGGGAGUGUGAGGGGACGUAUUUUGUGUUUGUGUUUUUUUUUAAAAAAAAGAAAGCCACAGGAGAACUUUCCAGCCCCUUUUGGCAAGACACCUGAAGCAGCCGGCAAGAGUUUGCUCUCGCUGCCCUUGGCCCAAAGGCGAAAGGCCCUCGUUUGGGUCCCCCAGAGUGGGCAGCAGGAGCCGGCGAUCAAAGGGCCUGUUUUUGAUGCUCCUUUGCCUGGUAUAGGGGGGGAGGGUUUCCAUAGCAUGUCUCCCUUAUGUUGAGAGUCCCAGAGUUUCUCUACUUAGAGAAAAGGACCCUCUUGUCUCUUACAACUGGCAAGUUAUCAGUUUAGAAAUAACCCAGAUCUCUUUAUUUUUUUUCUUUACAAAAAAUAGGCCUUGGUCAAUCUCAGUUUAGAUAGAGGAAAUACAUGGGGUGAGAUGCCUCAUACUUAAAAAAAAAAGACCAAAUGCUUUGUGGGUCUGCUGUUGCUGUUGCUCUUUGGUUCCCCCCGUCCCAUUUUGGGACUUCAGUGCGCUACUUCCUUUCCACUGUGUGCACCAAUAGAUGCUGUUGCAACCGAGUCUUUUGGGAUUUGCCUCCUUUCACCGUUCGGAUACCCUCAGCCCUUGCUUGUAGUCAUUGUACCUUUUUUUACUUUUUAAACUCAUUCUGGCAAAAUUUCAGAAUACUUGUACAGUAACUUCAAUGUAAAAAAAACCCCUGAAGUUUUUUGUUAUCUUGAAACUUCAUUGUAAAAACUUGUAUUUGCUAAUCGUAUGGCUGUAUCUUUUGCGCCGUGGGUAUUCCUCUCUCUCCUCCAUUUUUACGCUAUUGCUAUUUUACACAUCAGUACCAUUGACCGUGUGCCAUAAUAAAAGGUGGGAUUUGAUGUGGAUGGCCAGAA